Messenger RNA from Gordionus sp. m RMFG-2023, 1306 nucleotides. RefSeq names its product lipoyl synthase, mitochondrial-like. Gene Ontology annotation, biological process: lipoate biosynthetic process. Lineage: Eukaryota; Metazoa; Nematomorpha; Gordioida; Chordodea; Parachordodidae. The record is from RefSeq and is a predicted model, not a curated record. The transcript is spliced from 10 exons. Gene Ontology annotation, cellular component: mitochondrion. Bases 68 to 1147 code for a protein of 359 amino acids. Gene Ontology annotation, molecular function: lipoate synthase activity; 4 iron, 4 sulfur cluster binding.
UGCGACAUGUCAAUCAAUUUAUAUCAGAUGUUUGCAAAUUCGAUUGGUUUUCAAAAUUUUCCUAAAUAUGUUCAAGUUCCAUAAUUUUUUAUCCAAGCGGAAUGCAUCAAAUACAGCUUGGAUCGAUAAGCUACAAAAUGGACCUUCAUUUCAAGAUUUCUUAGCAGAAAACUCAAAUACUAGUCAAAAUAUUUUACCAUCUCAACCAUCUAGUUCUAGAUUAAGACUGCCAACAUGGGUUAAAACAAAUAUACCUACUGGUAAAAAAUUUUCAGAACUAAAACAAAGCUUACGAUCUUUAAAUUUACACACUGUUUGUGAAGAAGCAAAAUGUCCAAAUAUAGGAGAAUGCUGGGGAGGUGGGGAAGAUUCUAUAUCUACAUUUACUAUCAUGCUAUUAGGAGACACGUGUACAAGAGGUUGUCGGUUUUGCUCAGUAAAAACCUCAAAAAAUCCUAGUCCUCCUGAUCCCAAUGAACCAUUGAAUACAGCCUUAGCAAUACAGCAUUUAAAUGUUGAAUAUAUAGUCAUAACAUCAGUUGAUAGAGAUGAUUUAGCAGAUUUUGGAUCUAAUCAUAUUGCCAAUACAGUCAAACUUUUAAAAAUCAAAAAACCGUCUUUACUAAUAGAAUGUCUCCUACCCGAUUUUAAGGGAGAUGACAAUUGCAUAAAAACUGUCCUGGACUCUAACUUGGACGUUUUUGCUCACAAUAUGGAAACGGUAGAACCAUUACAAAAAUUUGUCAGAGACCCCAGAGCUAAUUACAAACAAUCUCUGUCUGUUUUAGAAAAAGCAAAAUCAUAUUCACCUCAUUCGGAUAUAAUCACCAAAACCUCUUUAAUGUUAGGUCUCGGUGAAAGAGACGAUGAAAUAUUAAAAACUUUGCAAGAUUUGAGACGAAUUAAUGUUGAUUGCCUAACCCUGGGACAAUAUAUGCAGCCUACUAAAAGACACCUAAAAGUAAAAGAAUAUGUUACGCCGGAAAAGUUUAAAUAUUGGGAAGAGGUUGGGCUGAAGAUGGGAUUUUUAUACGUUGCCAGCGGUCCACUCGUUAGAUCCUCUUACAAAGCCGGAGAGUUCUAUAUCAAAAACAUUUUAAAAAGCCGAAAAGCUGAUAUCAAGCUGCGAGAAUCGAAUGCUAGCUGAAAAUGAAUUUUGUUACUUGUAUAUUUUAUAUUUAUUUCCAUAAAGAAAAUUAGUAAUUUAUAUUUAUAAUCAUAAUAAAUAUUUUUAAUCUUAUUAUGCUAACGAAUUAUAUGUUUUAAAACAGAUCAUGCACGACUUUGUUCUUUUAACAGAAAAUUU